Nicrophorus vespilloides is the source of this 1634-nucleotide messenger RNA. RefSeq names its product protein takeout-like. The record is from RefSeq and is a predicted model, not a curated record. The transcript is spliced from 2 exons. The coding region runs from base 351 to 923 and encodes 190 amino acids. NCBI's taxonomy places the organism in Eukaryota, Metazoa, Arthropoda, Insecta, Coleoptera, Silphidae.
AUACUUGUUUUUCAAUCAUUAGAUUGCCAAAUUUUGAGAUAUCUUAAACCAGUUUCGGACGGUCCCCACCAAUAAAGCGAAUUAUAUAUAAAGGGGAUGCAUUUUGCAAGUAUAUUGAAGUAUCCAACAUGUUGCUUAAAGUAAUCUAUUUGGUCCUGAUCGUCGCCACUGCAAAUGCAGAGAAGAAGCUGCGUGAGUUAUAAAAAAUAUAAUUUUCAAUAUUGUCUGAUUUUCUCGAUCUUUCAGCUGAUUUCGUGAAGAUCUGCAAAUGGGAUCCGGUUACUUUAAACGAAUGUUUCAAAGAUUCCUUCAAUGAUAUCGUAUCGCGUUUAGGAAAUGGUAUCCCAGAGAUGAAGUUGAGGGCUAUAGAUCCGGUGGUAAUUGAUAAAUUAAAUAUCAAUUAUGGAAAUGGAACAUCUCUAAAUUUGGACGCUCAGUUGACAAAUGUUAAAGUGUAUGGGGUAAUCAACGCAAAAGUAACUAAAGUCUUAAUCGACACCGACAAAAAGGACGUGGAAUUACAUAUCUUUCUGCCUGACUUAUAUUUCCAUGCCGAUUACAAAGGAACAGGACAAGUUUUGUUAAUUAAACUGGAUAGUAAUGGAAUAAUGACAACUAACUUGACUGACGUUAAUGUGGUCGCCAAACUUGAUUCGGAAGUCAUCGAAAACAAUGGAAAAGAAUACUUGAAAACAGAAAUAACCGAGUUAACAGUGGAUAUUAAAACUUUAAACUUUAAUUUAAGUAAUUUGUUCAAAGAUCAGGCGCUCACUGAUAACACAAACAAAGUUAUCAAUGAAAACAUUCACGAUCUUUAUAACGAACUGAGGCCGAUCAUUGUUGAUGCAAUCAAAGCGAUCGUCAGAAAUCCAGUAAAGAACAUAAUGGAUGGUUAUCCAUUCGACGUUCUUUUUCCAAAAUAAGAAAUGAUAUUUGUUAUAUUCGAUCGUUUAAAAUAUAGUUUUUGCAUUAUACACUUGUAUCCGUUUAUUGUUAUUAACCUUGGCUUAAUCUUUAGUAUAUGUUUGUUUGCGUAAUUACACGCAAAGCUGCAAACUCGAAAAGAAAAGAAGCAACAAAAUAGUAAAUAUAAUUGAAUAAUAAACUAAUUACAUUUGAAAUUUGAAUCGCGAUCGUGAACAUCCUUGAUAUUUGAAUAAGGAAGUUUAGUGAUUUAAAAAAAAUAUAUAUUUCCUCAAGUACUAUCAACUUUUUCUUUCUUUCUCUCAAUUCUAUUACGUAGUUCAUAAAUACACAUCGAACGAAGUAAAUGAACUUGUUUACUUAACACUGGAAUUUAAUUCUGUUGUUUUUGUACAAUUCUUUAACGUUUUUCACUUUGGUAAAAAAAAAAGGAGCAUAUUCAUAGAAAGUGGACGUUUGCUUCAGUUGACUAAACUCAUUGGCAAAUGCGUUCUUUUGAUACUUUAAAAACCGUAAUAAGCUUCUAACUUUUUUUCUAAUUGCUUUUUCAUAUCCGAGAGGAAUUGAUUCAAAACGUAUAUUCUUUGUUCUUCGUGUGGUACGAAUUUGUACAAAUAUAAUUCACACUGAGAAAUGCGUAAUUGCUUAUAAAAUUUAUAUAUACGUAUUUCGUAGAUGUUAUGUUCAGAUAUAUAAUUAUUUAAAGAAAA